UGCAAUUUUUGCCAAAGAGAGUCCAAAUCCCAAGCGACGCGUCAGUGUCUCCGUUUACAAUCCACUCUCAUGCACAGCCAGCUCCCACAAACCUGAAGCCCACAGAGCCAUCUCUAGAGGCGCAUUUGGCUUUCUAAGCCUGAGGGACUCGGCUUUGGCCCAGCGGGCUGGCGUGGCUCAAGCUCAGACCACAUGACGUGGCCAUUUCACUAGUUCUAGGCCAAGACUGCCGGGAGGGGCGGAACAAUGCCCGUACACAGAAGAAGGUAGCAGGAGCCCUUCCUUUCCCACCCUCGUCCGUCAUCGCUGCCAAUCGAGGAGGAGGAGCUACGAGCGAGCCGGUAGCCGAGUUUUUGUGGAGCCGCGCGUAGGUGAAGGCGGGAGCACGGCGGGAGUGGGCGUUCCAGAGUGGGGGCGGUGGGGAACCUGCUGAGAAUUGAAGAGUCGCUUGAAAACAUUCAGGCCAUUUGACAACCAUGGAUAAAUAUACUGUGUUAAGAAUUCUCGGAGAAGGAUCAUUUGGGAGAGUUCUGUUAGUCCAUCACAAGAACAGAAAUCAGAAAUAUGCAAUGAAGGAAAUAAGACUUCCCAAGUCUGUCAUUGAUACAGAGAAAUCUUGGAAUGAAUCUAUUCUGUUGGCUAAAAUGAAGCAUCCAAAUAUUGUCACUUACCAGGAAUCAUUUGAAGCUGAUGGACAUCUAUAUAUAGUGAUGGAAUACUGUGACGAUGGAGAUCUAAUGCAAAAAAUAAAACUUCAAAAAGGAAAGUUGUUUCCUGAAGAUACGAUACUCACUUGGUUUGCACAGAUAUGCCUGGGUGUGAAAUACAUUCAUGACAGACGUGUAUUGCACAGAGACAUCAAAUCCAAGAACAUAUUUCUCACACAACAUGGAAAAGUAAAACUGGGAGAUUUUGGAUCUGCACUACUACUUACCAGCCCAAUGGCAUAUGCUUGUUCAUAUGUAGGUACCCCAUAUUAUGUACCUCCAGAAAUCUGGGAGAACACACCCUACAACAAUAAAAGAGCAAAAAACACUCUCCCAUUGGUUGAGGUGAUUAUGACAUCAACGCUGCUCAAUCUCCCUGUUCAGGGCAGUGAUAUAUGGUCUCUGGGAUGCAUUUUAUAUGAACUGUGUACUCUUAAACACCCUUUUCAGGCCUAUAGCUGGAAACAUCUUAUCCUCAAGAUAUGUAAAGGAUACUACAAUCCACUCCCAUCCCAUUACACGUAUGAACUUCACUAUUUGAUAAAACAGAUGUUUAAAAGGAAUCCAAAAAACCGUCCAUCAGCUACCACAAUUCUUACAAGAAACUGCCUGUCAAAGCUUGUAAGAAACUUUGCUGCAACAGAGGAGAAAGGAGAAUAUGCAAGAAGUAAGACUAGCAAUUUGGACCUGGGGGCCGUUUCCAAAGGUUUCAGUGAAUUAGGACUGGAGAAAACGAAUGUGGAUGAAAUAGUCUCCUCACAGGCGGUUUCAACAAGCCCUCACAGACAACAGUGGGGAAAGGGAAGACCCAGUACUAUGAUCAAUGUCCUGGAAAAUGCCCCUUUACUUUCUUCCAGUUUUUCAAUCCAGGAGGAUACAAGUGGCAAUGUGAGAAAAUAUGAUGAAAACAUCCCACGAAAACAGUGGACCAAGGAACCUCCUGAAACUUUAAUGAAUAUGCUCCACAAUGCAGAUAUUAGCUUAGCUUUCAAAACAUACACAAUCUACAAAGCAGCCUCAGAUGACCUCCUCAGAGGACCACUUACUGAAGAGGUUAAAACUUCUGAUGAACCAGAUGGAGAAACAAUUACAGAGGACAGAGAGAGACUUGAACCUAGAUCGGAUGAGGAAGACACGGACUUUGAAGCUGAAGAUGAUCCAGAUUGGGUUUUUGAACUGAAAAGAACUAUGAUGGAGUCACAGACAGCAAAUUAACUAAAGAAUCAAACUAAAGAAAUUAGAUAUAUUUGAUACAAUUCAUAAUUUUAAUGUCUUGAAUAAAAAAUAUUGGUGAAGAACUUGAAAGUUAAUUUAAGUUAGUGAACAAUUUAAGUCAACAGAAGCUUACGAAUGCAGGUACAAAAAUUCCAGAUGAAGUUCUUCAGACAAGCAACAAAAGUGCAUUGACUAAACCGAUUUUAUGGUUUUAUUUACUUUAUUUUUAUUUGAAUGUAUAUACUGCUUUUCAGAAAGUCUAAAUGCAGUGCACAGCAUAAAAAAAACCACACACAGUAAAAACAAAAGCAAUAAAAAUACGGUGUUAAAUGUUUAUAGAGUUUCUUCCCUGUAUGAAACCUUUAAUUUGAUGUUGUCUUCGAGUGUAAACUGCUUUGAAGUGUGAGUUGAGGUGGUACAUAAAAUAAAUAAAUAAAUGUGAAGCAA
Molecule: messenger RNA, 2369 nt
Organism: Hemicordylus capensis (graceful crag lizard)
Lineage: Eukaryota; Metazoa; Chordata; Lepidosauria; Squamata; Cordylidae
Gene: NEK3
Product: NIMA related kinase 3
Exons: 16
Coding region: 477-1922 (481 amino acids)
Biological process (GO): protein phosphorylation
Molecular function (GO): protein kinase activity; ATP binding
Source: RefSeq, a predicted model, not a curated record